GCACAGGCUCCCCGGUGCCCGCCCCUCCGCCGGGAGGGGGGCGCGAGCGGGCGGCCGGGGAGGGGCCGGUGCGGCCGCUGCAAAAUGAGCCUGCUGUCGGCCAUCGACACGAGCGCCGCCUCGGUGUACCAGCCGGCCCAGCUGCUCAACUGGGUCUACCUGUCGCUGCAGGACACGCACCAGGCCAGCGCCUUCGAUGCCUUCCGGCCUGAGCCGCCCGCCGGCGCCGCGCCCCCGGAGCUGAGCUUCGGCAAGGGCCGUCCGGAGCAGCUGGGCUCGCCUCUGCACUCCAGCUAUCUCAACAGCUUCUUACAGCUGCAGCGCGGAGAGGCGCUGAGCAGCAGUGUGUAUAAGAGCGCCUCGCCCUACGGCUCCCUCAACAACAUCGCUGACGGCCUGAGCUCGCUCACCGAGCACUUCUCGGACCUGACCCUCAGCUCUGAGGCCCGCAAGCCCAGUAAGCGGCCUCCGCCCAAUUACCUGUGCCACCUGUGCUUCAACAAGGGCCACUACAUCAAAGACUGUCCCCAGGCACGCCCCAAAGGCGAGGGUCUGACACCGUACCAGGGCAAGAAGCGCUGCUUCGGGGAAUACAAGUGUCCCAAGUGCAAGAGAAAAUGGAUGAGCGGGAACUCCUGGGCCAACAUGGGGCAGGAGUGCAUCAAGUGCCACAUCAAUGUGUACCCGCACAAGCAGAGGCCCCUUGAGAAGCCUGAUGGCCUGGAUGUGUCCGACCAGAGCAAGGAGCACCCGCAGCACCUCUGCGAGAAGUGCAAGGUGCUGGGCUACUACUGCCGCCGCGUGCAGUGACCACGCCGCCCGCCACCUCCCCACACCGCACAAGGAGCCACCGUGUGUCCCCUGGCCUCGCAUAUGCACGGUGACAGUGUUGCUGAAGUCUCUGUCCCAGGGCCCCCGCCCCUGGGAGGCCCUCUGGGGUGAGCAGCCUGCAUUGGCCACAAGGGCACCAAAUUCACUGUGAAUCCCAAGACCCAGAGGGGUCGUGUCCCCAAGGCCAGCCAGGCCUCCUCCUGUUCAGAACCAUCUUGUUUGCCAUGCAUGCAAAGCCACUCUCAGAAGCCCGCCUCCUGGUCUCGUCAGUAGUCACAGUGCCCAGACAUCUGUGCGCAGCUGCUGGGGAGUGGACCUCUGUCCCCUGCCCACAGGGAUCCCCAACUCCUGACACCCUUCGAUCUCACCGCGUGGCAUCUGGGAGCGGGCCCACCCCAGGCCCAGGCAGCAGAGGUCAGGAGGUGGCACUGAGCCAUCUGUCAUCACCUAGCGCCGUGCUCUUGGGUGUGACCUAGAGCUUGCCGGGGGUUCUUUUCCGUGGCCACCCCUGACACCUCCCCACUGGUUUGGGUCCCGUUAGCUUCAUUCCCUUCCCAUCCCUGUUGCCACCUGCCCCCGCUGGGGACUGUCACAGCUGCAAGCCUCAGUUCAAAGAACACAGACCUGCCUCCCUGGUGAUGCACUGUGCCAUCUGGGGAGCUGUCAUAUCGCCAGCCUCAGUUUCCCCAUCAGGUGAGAGAAAGGCACUAGAGAACAGACGUCCCUGAGAGCUCUGAGGUUCCAGGAGCAGACUGGCCUGGUGUCUGUCCUGGAACAGUACUUUGUUCGGGGAUAUCUGGCCCCUAGAUGUGGGAGACACCUCCCGGGUACCCCUUCCUCCACACUUCUGCUCCCAGAGUGGCCACGGAGGAAGCCAGGAUGAGGGAUGAAGAUUCUUCCUGCAGCUGCCCAACCUGUUGUCCCCCUCCCAUGUCAGAACAUGGAGAAGAAGUCUCCUGCCCUCCUCUCCCCUCCUGGGGGCUUCCCCAAGACAGGCCACAGAACCUGUCACGUGGAGACGGAGGACAGUGACUUCCUACCUCCCAGAGGAGCCGAGAGGCCUCGUGGCACAUCACAUGGUCAGGGAGGCCACAGUCCUGGUUGGUGGCAGGCGUGUGCCUUCCUUUCUCCCCAGCAAGAAGCCCUGAUUCCGUUGUCCUUCUUUUCCCAUGGGGCAGGGACAGAACCAGCUGCCAGUACUGGGUCACUUGAUUUUGCCCCAGCAUUGUGCCUCUGUGGGAAAAACAAAACAAAAACAAAUCAGACCACAAAAUGGGCCUGAAAUCCAGUGUUUACCGUGGCUCCAGGACACCCAUCUGGUGCCUGGUCGCCUUUAGUUUUCAAAUGAAAAUGCUUUGUGCAAGUGAGGAUUUACAGUAAAGUGCUCACCAAAGGUCCAGAGAGUGAGGUAGUAGAGAAGGAGAGACCUGCAGCCGGGGGGCUGCAGGGUAGAUUUUUGGGGCCCCCCUCUGAGCACUUAAAGCCCAGGAGCCUUUGCUGCAGCAGGGCUGUCCAGUUGCCACCCACCCGCACAGCAGGCUGGCAGCAGCACCACCCAUGCUGAGGCACUGCCACUGGGGACUCCCCAGCCCAGCACUUCACUGGGGUGAGGUGACCCAAGUGGCCUGGACCCAAGGCUUCUGUCCCCAGAAAAAAGCUGCAGAUGGCAGUCAUCCUGCUGGGCUUCUAAUGAGAAUGCUCCCAGGGGAAGACGGUGUGCUUAGCUCCGCUCGAGGAGAAGCAGAGAGCGUGGGGACCCUUGGCGCAGGAUGGCUGGGGCCUGCACCUGAGCUGCAAAGGCGGGGAAACUGCAGAAUAAACCCAGGCUCCAGGCCACAGCAGGCCAGGCCCAUAGGAAAUAGGCUGUCACCCCUAAGUGACUUUCACAGCGGGCUGGUCCAGCUGGCAGGCUUUGCCUAGCCAUCUGUGCAGGCAGCCACCUCGGGCACUGGGCCUGAGGGGGACACCUUGUUUCCCCCUUACACUGUUGGGGGGCGCUCUGUGACCGGUAGAAGACACCGCGGUCUGGGCUGUGUACCGUGGGAACGUAGUGCUCAGAGGGUCUAGGAGCCCAGAGACAAGAAAGCUGUGGUGCUGGUGCAUUCAAAAAGGGACUGUUGCCUACAGUCGUAGACAUAGAGGCCUGGUGGGGAGACCCCGGUGCUCACCCCAGAUGCAGUAUUCGAUAGCUCUACUUGUGAAUUUGUAUUUAUUUUGAGUUAUACUUGACACAGAAUUCCUUUUUUAAAAAACAAAAAUACUAUGUGUGUAUUUUGAGGGAAAAAAAUGCGUAGAUGUUAAAAUUUCUGCAUGGUUACCACUUUUUUUUUUUUUUUCACAACACUGAAUUUGGUAGCUUCUCCCCCACAAAAUCUUCCCGGAGACUUUUGUUUGUAUAUAUUUGAUGGCCUUUUUUUUUUUUUU
This is a messenger RNA of Octodon degus (degu), 3255 nucleotides long. It is a transcript of the gene Zcchc24, whose product is annotated as zinc finger CCHC-type containing 24. The transcript has 4 exons. Gene Ontology annotation, molecular function: zinc ion binding; nucleic acid binding. NCBI's taxonomy places the organism in Eukaryota, Metazoa, Chordata, Mammalia, Rodentia, Octodontidae. The record is from RefSeq and is a predicted model, not a curated record. Bases 85 to 810 code for a protein of 241 amino acids.